CUGUUUGCAGCCGAAGAUGGCUUCAAAAUUUCGUUUGCUUUGCUUGAUUUUGAGCAGCCAACUGCUGUGCAACAUUUUGGAGCCUGCAUCUUCUACGAUACAAUACGAGAACGAUGGGAAACAAUCACAGAUAAGAAUUUGAUUGCGAAAGUCAAAGAAACACUUAUGGAAAAGUUGGCUUUGGGUGCCCCGUUUCUGAACCAGUCAGUGACGAAUAAGCUCACUUCUUCGCUUGCAAUGUUUGCGUUAUGCUCGAUGCCCGAUAUUUGGCCAGAGCCGAUACAUGAUUUAGCGACAACGUGGAGUGAUCAGCCAGAAUUGUUGCUGAGAGUUUUAGCUGAAUUGGCUGCAGAAUUUGUUCGUGUACAGAUACCGCUUACACAGCGUUCGGUUGUCAAAUCAUGUUUACAUCGUAAAGCUGAGGAUGUUAUCAGAAUUAUCAAUUUAAUUUUGUGUGAUAAGGACGCUACGCCAUCACUAAGGAAUGCUGCUGUUGAGUGUCUUGAACAAUGGCUACGCUUGCCAGGCAUCGAUUUGGCUCAGUGGCAGCCGGCACUUUUACCAUUUCUCGGUAAUCCUAGCGACAGAGCGGCUUUGGCUCGAAUCCUGAAUGUGGUUUCGGCGCAUCCCGAUCUUCCAUUCAUCGAAAAUUUAGCUGUGGAUCUGAACACUUUUUUGGCCAGUAUCACUUGUUCUGUAAUUAUGGAACAGCUCCGUAUGCUUAGCAAGCAGCACAGCGAAAUCAGCGAGGAGUCUCGAGCUGGUUACAUUGCCGAGCUGGAAGAAUACGGUCUUCUUGUUGCUGCUCUGGCUGAAUUUGUGGAAGUCACGAUAAGCCCGUUACUUAUGGGUUGUGUCGAGAAACGAAGUACGGAAGUGCUGAGGUAA
Messenger RNA from Gongylonema pulchrum, 888 nucleotides. The record is from the annotation of a GenBank genome assembly. NCBI's taxonomy places the organism in Eukaryota, Metazoa, Nematoda, Chromadorea, Rhabditida, Gongylonematidae.